AUGGCGGCGCACGAAGGCGCACCGGCACACCGCACGCGGACCCGCACAGACUCGCAGGCGACCGUCGCCGUGCAGGACGACAGCGCGCUCGACGACGACAAGGCGGACAAGGCGGGCGAGCUGGGCGUCGAGGGACUGCAGGCGACGGCGGGCAAGAAGGACCUGCGCUUCUGGCUCGUGUUUGCGUGCCUGCUCCUCGCCACAUUCAACGCGGCCGUCGAGCAGACUGCCAUCUCGACCGCGCUCCCGACCAUCGCCCGCGACCUCAACGGCGACGACUAUGCCUGGAUCGCCAACGUCUUCAUGAUAUGCAGCGCGGCCGUCAUCCCGUGGAGCGGCGGCCUCGCCUACAUCCUCGGCCGGCGCGCCGUCUUCUACGGCGGCCUCGCCCUCUUCACGCUCGGCAGCGUCGUGUGCGCCGUCGCGCAAAACAUGGACACGAUGCUCGCCGGCCGAGGCGUCCAGGGUGCCGGCGCGGGCGUCAUCUUUGCCGCCGUCGAGAUCAUCCUGAGCGACAUGGUCCCGCUCGCCGAGCGAGGAGUGUACCAGGGCGCGUUCUCGGCUACCUGGUCAGUCGCCUCGGCUGCUGGUCCACUCCUCGGCGGCGCCUCAAAGGUCCCGAGGGCGACCUGCGCGAGAAGCUCGGCAAGAUGGACUGGCGCGUCCGCUCUUCCUCCCCUUCCUCCUUCUCGACAAGGCACGGCACAUCUGACGCUCGACGCCCGCGACAGGAUCGGCAACCUCAUCUUCAUCCCGUCCAUCUCGGUUCUCAUCCUCGGUAUCGUGUCGGGCGGCGAGCUGCACCCGUGGACGUCGGCCUACGUGAUCGCGACCAUCGUCUGUGGCGCAGCCGGGCUCGUCCUGUGGUUCGUCGUCGAGAAGCACUGGGUCAAGCACCCGACCGUCCCGUUCGACGCCAUGAUGAACCGCACGAGCCUCGUCGGCUUCCUCACGACUUUCCUGCACGGCGUCGUCGCCAUGGGCGUCUACUACUACUGGCCCGCCUACUUCCAGUCGGCCAAGGCGACGACGACCAUUGGCUCGGCCGUCGACUUUCUUCCCGUCGUCCUCAUCGUGUCGCCGACGGCGAUGCUCUCGGGCAUCUGGAUCUCGAAGCGCCAGUCGUACAAGGGCGUCAACGUCAUCGGCUGGAUCGCGCUCACGGUCGGGCCGGGCGUCCUCACGGUCACUAAGGCGACGACCUCGACUGCGGGAUGGGUCCUCAUGCCAAUGAUCAGCGCGUUCGGCAUCGGCGUCCUGUACGCCGCCACCGUCUUCCCGAUCCUCGCGCCGCUCCCGCCGAGCAUCGCCGGCCAGGCCCUGUCGUUCCAGAUGCUCGUCCGCACCUUCGGCAACGUCCUCGGCAUCUCGAUCGGCUCGUCCGUCAUCAGCAACGUCCUCGCCGACAAGCUGCCGCAAGAGUACCUCGACAUGGUGCCCGGCGGUACGGCGGGCGCGUACGCGUCGAUCCCGCUCAUUCGCGGGCUCGCCGAGCCGCUCAAGAUGCAGGUCCGCGAGGCGUUCGCGGCGUCCCUGCGCGUCGUCUGGAUCGUCAUGAUUCCCUUUGCCGGCCUCGGCUUUUUCAUCGCGCUUCUCAUGAAGGGCCUCCCGCUCAACACGACCGUCGACGAGAACUUUGGCGUGAAAGCCAAGAAGCUCGACUCGGUCGACUCACUCGAGAAGGCCGACCGCGAGCAGCAGGCGUCGGUCGCCGACAACCCGCAGCAGCUGCCCCUGCCCAUGGCCGAGGUCGUCGCUCGCUCUGCGUGA
Molecule: messenger RNA, 1770 nt
Organism: Rhodotorula graminis WP1
Lineage: Eukaryota; Fungi; Basidiomycota; Microbotryomycetes; Sporidiobolales; Sporidiobolaceae
Exons: 8
Coding region: 1-1770 (589 amino acids)
Biological process (GO): transmembrane transport
Molecular function (GO): transmembrane transporter activity
Source: RefSeq, a predicted model, not a curated record